ACGACCCACACUGCCUGCUAUGUGAUCUCUUGGAAAACAUCAUUUCGUGUCUUUCUGUGCUGUCUGAUGAUGCUGAACCCUUAUUUACAUUGUGAUUUAACAGGCGGGGAAAGAUGCCUUCACAACAACCCUGACUCCUUUCUCUUCCUUAUGCUCCCCCCACCCUUCAUCUCGCCUUCCCCUUGACCCUUUCCUGUCUCCCCUCUCCUUUUCCCCUUUCCUGGAAUCCCCUGUUCUCCCUCUCACCUCUCACCCCCAUGACAAUGUUCUCAUGUGUUCACUGGCUUCAGCCUUUCCUUGCCUUGCUUUCCUCUGCCUUAGUCACUUGGGGUCAAAACUGUCCAUCCAGCUGCAUGUGUCCAGAUCAUCACACCGUGGACUGCACCGAUCGAGGGCUCACCCGAUUACCAGACUCCUUCCCUCUGGACACACGAAGGCUCCUUUUGUCCAAUAACUGGAUUCCUGGGAUCCCCUCAGAUUUCUUAGUGCUCUACAGUGAUCUGGUGUACCUGGACUUGCGGAAUAACACUCUGACCAGGCUGGAGCCAGGGACGCUGACCAGCUCCUCCAGGCUUGUCUACUUGGACCUGGGAAGCAACAACUUAACCGAGAUCCCCUCUGGAAUCUUUGGAGAAUCACGCAGCCUGAUCAAGCUUCGUCUGGGUCACAACCCCUUUCUGAGCAUGGUGAGCGAGGGGGCAUUUUCGGGCCUCACUUCUUUACGAGAGCUGGAGAUGGAGAAGAAUGGCCUCUCUGGCCUAGAUGUCAGAGUGCUAAGCCAGCUGCCUUCCUUGAGAGUAAUACGUCUAGAGGGGAACCCUUGGGUGUGCAAUUGUCAUUUUGCCAAAUUGUUUUUCUGGCUGAAUGAAAAUCAACACAAGCUCUCAACUGGACUGGAGGGAAUGGAGUGCUCGCUUCCAGUGGAUGGACGGCAGAUCUCUCUGAACCUGCUUUCUGAGGAGAGCUUCCGGGAAUGUCGGGGAGUAUUGACUCUUAAAGACUAUCUCAUUGUUAUUUUCUCUGGGAUCUGUAUAUCAGUAGCUGCCAUUAUUGCCAGCUUCUUCUUGGCCUCCAUCAUUCACUGCUUCCAGAGACUUAAAUCCAAGAGGACAGAUGAGGAGGAGGGGGACGAGUGAGCUUCAGCUAUUCUUCAGAGACUUGUCCUGGACAGAUUUACUAAUACUGCACCUCAGCUUGGAUGACGGAUGGAGCACCAUGUGUCCAUGUAACAAGUCCCCAGAUUAAUAUAAUGGAGUGAGUAAGGUGAGGCUGAACAAGCCACACUAUGCCCAGUGACUCACAACCUCCGUGAAUGAUGCAAAAUAUCAGAGCACUUUUAUACUUGAAUACAAAUGACUCAACCAAGCCUUAAAAAGUAAACUGUUCUAGUAACAACACUGCAUAAAUAUGUACAAGCUUCCUGUGUUCAGGCUGUUAUAAGUAACUGAGGUACUGAGCAAAAUCAUUCACAGCAUAUUGGCAAGGACUUAAAUCAGCAAGGUAUUGAACAGUUUCUAUUAUUUAUUUAUUUGUUUGUUUUGCUAAUGUAGAAUUGAAUCACACUGAGAACUAGUAAGGUUAAUGAACUUGCACUUUAAGAUAGAUGAUAUAUUGCACAUAAUCCCAGUAAGCCAUAAAGUAGGCUGUCAUAUUGACUCAGGUCACCAAAGAGUUUCCUAGAAAUUAGUAUUUUGUUACUGAUCCUGGGUGGGUGGGGGAUCGAGAUAUGCAUACUAAAGCUCUAAUCACUGAUGUUGUAAAUGAAAUUUACAAAUU
Tachysurus vachellii is the source of this 1776-nucleotide messenger RNA. RefSeq names its product leucine rich repeat containing 38a (gene lrrc38a). NCBI's taxonomy places the organism in Eukaryota, Metazoa, Chordata, Actinopteri, Siluriformes, Bagridae. The record is from RefSeq and is a predicted model, not a curated record. The coding region runs from base 258 to 1136 and encodes 292 amino acids. The transcript is spliced from 2 exons. Gene Ontology annotation, molecular function: voltage-gated potassium channel activity; transmembrane transporter binding; potassium channel activator activity. Gene Ontology annotation, cellular component: voltage-gated potassium channel complex.